Lipotes vexillifer (Yangtze River dolphin) is the source of this 603-nucleotide messenger RNA. RefSeq names its product V-set and transmembrane domain containing 5 (gene VSTM5). NCBI's taxonomy places the organism in Eukaryota, Metazoa, Chordata, Mammalia, Artiodactyla, Lipotidae. Bases 1 to 603 code for a protein of 200 amino acids. Gene Ontology annotation, cellular component: axon; plasma membrane; dendrite. The record is from RefSeq and is a predicted model, not a curated record. Gene Ontology annotation, biological process: filopodium assembly; positive regulation of excitatory synapse assembly. The transcript is spliced from 4 exons.
AUGAGGCCUCUGCCGAGCCGGAGGAGGAAGAGCCACGGCCUCUCGCUGGGAGUCUUCGCCCUCUGCUUGGCCGCUGCCCGUUGUCUGCAGAGUCAGGGCGUGUCCCUGUACAUUCCCCAGGCAGCCAUCAAUGCCACUGUGGAAGAGGACAUCCUGCUCUCGGUUGCAUACUCCUGCCACGGCAUCCCCACUAUCGAAUGGAAGUAUACGUCCAGCUGGGGAGUGCAGAAAAUCGUGGAGUGGAAGCCAGGGACUCAGGCCAACAUCUCCCAAAGCCACAAGGACAGGGUCUGCACCUUCGACAACGGCUCCAUCCAGCUUUUCAGUGUGGGUGUGAGGGAUUCCGGCUACUACGUCAUCACGGUGACCGAGCGCCUGGGGAGCAGUCAGUUUGGCACCAUCGUGCUGCACGUGUCAGAGAUCCUCUAUGAAGACCUCCACUUUGUCGCUGUCUUCCUUGCUCUUCUCGCUACCGUGGCUGCAGUGUUAAUCAGCCUCAUGUGGGUUUGUAAUAAGUGCGCGUAUAAAUUCCAGAGGAAGAGAAGACACAAGCUCAAAGAAAGCACAACAGAGGAGAUCGAGCUGCAAGAUGUGGAGUGUUAG